Molecule: messenger RNA, 1069 nt
Organism: Monopterus albus (swamp eel)
Lineage: Eukaryota; Metazoa; Chordata; Actinopteri; Synbranchiformes; Synbranchidae
Gene: nudt6
Product: nudix (nucleoside diphosphate linked moiety X)-type motif 6
Exons: 5
Coding region: 108-1055 (315 amino acids)
Molecular function (GO): NADH pyrophosphatase activity; ADP-ribose diphosphatase activity; NAD binding
Source: RefSeq, a predicted model, not a curated record
UGCAACUUCCAGGGUAGACUUUGCCACAACCUUACCAUUACUGUGUUAGCCAGCGGGAAAGCCAGUGAUUUCUACCUUUAAACGGUAGUUUCUGGGGGUGUAGCGCCAUGGCUGUCUGUGCCUUGGUUUCCAAGAUUUCACAGGUGAGCGGUAGGCUUUGCAGUAAAGCUCUUUGUCCCGCAAACACAGCUGUCCGUGCGUUGUCGUGCACAGGAAGUCGUUCCCAGUUACACAGAGUGAAGGGGGCCGGUGUUUUGACAGGACAGGUGGACCGAUUCGGUGGCGUGACCGUGAACCUGGCUGACGCUGGUUUACCUGCGGACAUCAGCGAAGGCGCAUUCAGCAGAUUACUGCAAGAUUCACUGGUCCAGUGGAAAUCAGAGGGGAAGGCAGCAGUGUGGCUGCGAAUACCCAUCUCAUUGAGUCGAUGUGCUGCUGCCUCCUCGACUCAUGGCUUCACGUUCCACCACGCCAAGCACGACCACUCUGUGUUGGCCCUCUGGCUGGGAGAAGGAAAAAGCCGACUGCCUGGGUUUGCAACUCACCAAGUCGGAGUGGCAGGUGCGGUUGUUGAUGAGUCCACUGGAAAGGUUCUAGUUGUCCAAGACAGAAACAAGACAAAGAAUGCUUGGAAGUUUCCCGGUGGUUUGUCUGAGCCCGGAGAAAAUAUUGGUGCCACUGCCAUUCGUGAAGUCUUUGAGGAAACUGGAGUUCGCUCUGAGUUCAGAUCUUUGCUCAGUGUUCGGCAGCAGCACAACCACCCCGGUGCCUUUGGUAUGUCGGACAUGUAUGUCAUCUGCCGACUUGGCCCACUUACCUACGAUAUCAACUUCUGCACUCAGGAGUGUCUGAGCUGCAAGUGGCUGGAUCUCGCUGACCUGGCCACGACCGGCGACACCACACCCAUCACUGCUCGCAUAGCCAGGCUGCUGCUGUACGGUCUGGAGCAGGGCUUCGACAAGAUCGACCUCACCAUGGAGGAGCUUCCUGCCGUCUAUUCUGGGAUGUAUUACCAGCUGUACCACCGACAGCUCCCUCCAACACUAAAACCCUAGCAAGCCCUCAUCAA